Molecule: messenger RNA, 513 nt
Organism: Trypanosoma rangeli
Lineage: Eukaryota; Euglenozoa; Kinetoplastea; Trypanosomatida; Trypanosomatidae
Product: RING box protein
Exons: 1
Coding region: 1-513 (170 amino acids)
Biological process (GO): ubiquitin-dependent protein catabolic process; protein ubiquitination
Cellular component (GO): cullin-RING ubiquitin ligase complex; nucleus
Molecular function (GO): ubiquitin protein ligase activity; zinc ion binding; cullin family protein binding
Source: RefSeq, a predicted model, not a curated record
AUGGAGGGAGCUGUGCCACACGGCAGCAGCUCCGAAGCGGCGGCGACGACGAACGACGGGGCCGUCUGCAGCAUUACGGCAAAACAGUGGGACACAGUCGCUGUGUGGUCGUGGAAUGUGCAGGUAGGAACCUGUGCCAUUUGCAAAAGCGCAAUAGCGGAUCGCUGCAUCGAGUGCUGUGGGAUGGGGGAAAGUCUCAGGAAUAGCAACACCGCCACCACAGCGCAGGGAAACAGCAGUAACUGGGGUGAUCGUUCCGCCUGCAACCAACUGACUUCAAGUGCCGGGUCGAGACAGGAGUACCCAGCGCAGCAACCACAGCAAGAGCUUACGAUGGCUUCCGCAGCGUUGGCAUGGGGCGGCGAUGUCGCAGGGGAGUGUCUCAUCGUCUGGGGCGUGUGCAACCAUGUGUUUCACCUCCACUGCAUCUCGAGGUGGUUGCGGCAGCAUCUGCAGUGCCCCAUUUGCGGAAGGGAGUGGGAGGUCGCCAAGACCACUAGGAAUGACUACUGA